CUUUCUCUCUCUCUCUCUCUUUACCUUUCUUGUAUAUAUUUCUCUGUCUUAUAUAUUUUCUUUUUCUUUUUUUUUUUACUUAUAUAUUUUUAUUCUCAUUCUUUCCUUUUUAUCCAAAAUCAUUUACCAUCAAUAAAAAGCAUUCUUCAAACCCUGUCUUGCUGUACUUCUUUUGUGAAGAGUUUAUUUCUCACUAUAUCAUGUCUUCCAAAGAUGAAAAGAAACCUUUCAAUACUACUUCUUCCUCUGUUGGAUCAAAAAAGAUACGUAUGACACUUGCUUGUGAACGUUGCAGAUCAAAAAAAGUUAAGUGUGAUUUUGCCCAUCCUAUUUGUACAAGAUGUCAACAAACAAAUGCUCCUUGCUCUUAUAAUGGUUCAUCAACUCAAGUGGAUCUCUUUAAUCUUGUCAAAAUCAAUGAAACAGUAGACUUAUUACAACAACGUGUACUUUCUUUGGAAUCGGAUCUGAAACAACCUCCAGUCUCUUCAACUUCUCCACCAACUCCUUUACCAACGAUUUCUCAAGCAACAGAUAGCGAUACUUUUAUGGUACAGCAAGAUAGGGAAUAUCAUAACGAGGUCCUACAAGGUCUAUUGAAUGCUGCAAACUCAAGAUGGUCACUUUCACUUACUCCAAAGGGUUUACGGAUUGAUACCAAUAUCAUCUCAUUACACGAUCUUUAUGACCUUUUACUUUCCGGUAUGUCACAGCUUGAAUUAAAUGAUGCUCAACAAUCAGAUACUACCUCCAAUGAUACGGAAUCAAAUUCGGCCUCAUCUUGUAGUUCAACUUCUGGAGGAGAAUUGACCACAGCAACUUCUGUUCAACGCACUACUCUUUUGAAAAAGAAACCAUUAUGGAAAUCUGGUCUGAAACAGCAACAACGACAACAGCAACAGCAACAACAACAACAACAAUUCUCUCACCAAGAUAUUCCUCAAUCAACUUUAGACAAAAUGAUGAUUAUCUAUUCCGAAUGUUUCCUUUGUUUACCAAGUCCUGAACUAGAGGGAUCUAUAUUGGAUCGCUAUCGAAAAGGGAAAUUAGAUGAAAUGUUAGCUAAUAUCAUAUUUGCUUGGACUGCACGUCAUGGUGCCAUUUAUCAUGAUCUCUUUAUUGAUCAAGAUCCAAAUCAAGUAGGUGAACCAUUCUUCCAACGUGCCAAAUUACUACUUAGGGAUCGAUUUAUGGUGACAAAUGUAGAUACAAUGCAUAGUCUGUUGAUGAUGUAUAUUUAUGCCUUGGGUGAUCCAUCUAGCCAUGCUGAAUCUGAAGCUUAUAUGUAUUUGGGAUUAGCCAAUCGGAUGUGUCUGGAUUUGAAAAUGCAUUGUGAACUUCCUGACUCUGUGACAGACCUUAUCGCUAGAGAACGACAUCGACGUUACUAUGGCGUGCUCAACUUUUUAGAAACUCUAUGUACCGUACAUUCUGAUAAGCCAUUCUCCCUACCUCCUCAAGAUACUGUUACAAUCGGUCUUCCUACCGUGAUGCCUCAUGAAACUGGUGAAACUCGAUGGCGUGUAGAAUUUAUGAUCCAACGUUUUCGUAUUACACAUAUAUAUAGAAAUAUAAUCUGCAAUACUGCUCAAGAACAUCCUUUACUCUCUACGGUGUCAUCCCUGGACAAAGAAUUAAAAGAAUGGUAUCAACAAUUGCCUAAUUAUUUCCGUUACAAACAAGGCGACAUCCAUAAACGAAAUUGGAAAAGCAAAAGCUUUAGGGAGCAAGCAUGCAUCAAACUCAACUUUGAAUACAACUUCCAAAUGUGUCAAUUAUAUGGUCUCUUCUUCUCUCGAUCUCGUGGUAAUAACUCUGAAGAUUCUCCUAGUGCUAUUGAUGUGCUCGCCAAGGAACUGUGUGUACGUGGAGCUGAAAUGAUUGUGGAACUAUUGGGAUGCUGGGUACAAUUGGAUCAACUAUGGUGUCACUUUUCUUUGGAAACUUUUAUGAUUGUGCUCAUGGUUUACAGGACCUUAUUGGUGAAUGCUACUACUAAUGAAAUAGAAUCUGCAAAAUCAAACCUCUCAUGGAUGGCUCGUAUGUUGAUAUCAUCUCCUGUCAAACAUCAUAAACAUGUUAUUGGAUUAGUCACAGGCAUUAGAUCUAUUUUUGUCGAAUAUUUUGGUGAAGAAUUGAACUUGGAAGUUGAUCAACGAGCUGGUUUGAAAAGGGAAUAUAUGGAUCAUUUACCAUCAACGCCUAUACCAUCAUCAUCAUCCCUAUCAGCAACAACAACAGCAACAACAACAAUAGCAGCAGCAGCAGCGGCGGCGGCAUCCUCAUCAUCAUCAUCAUCAUCAUCGUCAUCAUCAUCGUCGUCGUCUACGUCAACAUCACAACAUCCUAUACGGGCAUCGCAGACACAUCAUUCUAGAGUUACAGCAUGUCCCUCGCGCAAUCUUACUCCAACAGCUUCACCAGUCCCAACAACAACUUCAGCAACAGCAUCAUCAUCAUCACCAUCAACAUCAUCUAGCUUGUCCACCUCAACUACACCAUCCCUACAACCAUCAAAUACUGGUAUCCAAUCUAUACCUCAACAUUAUUCGGCACCAGUACCACAACAUCAGCCAACACCGCCACUCAUGACAUCUCUUUAUUCAUUCUCCGGAAACAGAGUGAUGGAUGUGACGACAGGAACUUCACCAUUGGAUUUACAUAGGCAUCAUUCUAUAUGUGGCGCUUCAACAUCUGAUUUACCUUUCUCUGAUUUUUUAUACACACCAACGCUAACGGAUAUGCAGCCCAUGACUGCGCCAAUUCAGCAGCAGCAAGAUACCCAAGAUUUGUCGACAACACCAUCUAUGGGAACGCAACAUUUACCUACACAUUAUCAAGAUAAUCAUAUCCAGAAUAGUACGACCACUGUUAGCACGACGACUACUGGAACAGUAGCUUCAUUAUCUCCUCCUAGCAACGAUCCAACAUCAGCCUCUACUACGGUUGUAUCUUCACAAAACCUUCAUUACCCAACUUUACAAUUUUACAACCAGCAACAACAUCAUCCUCACAUGACUUCGAGCUGGUCAUCAAGACUGCCGGUACAAGAAAUCAGUAAAUCAUCACCAUUGUCUUCUUCUUCAACGUCCUUGUUACAUCAACAACAUCGUCAUCUUCAUCACUAUCAACCCUAUCAAGCUAAUCAUCAUCGUAGGUCAACAUCAUCUUCAACGUCAUCUGCAUCGACACCAUCCCAUCCAAUAGUAUCUUCUACAACAUCAUCUAUUCAUCGACAACAAUCAUCGAAUAGCAACACUCAUCCACAAACAAUAUCAUUAUCAGCAUCAAUGUCAUCCCCUACUUCGUUUGGACCAACGACAGCGAUUCCUUUUAUGGACAUGACAAUAUAUGGCAAUGAUCAAGAUCAGAAAAUCAAAGAGCAUCAAGAUCAUGGGUUUGACUAUUAUUAGAUAACAAGGAUGGAAAUUUUCAAUUGUAGUAUAUAUAUAUUUCUGUAAUUAGUUUUAGUUUAUUUUAUUAUAUUCGACGUAGUUUUGUAGAUAUUUGUACUUGUUAUCCAUCAAUAAAAAAAUUUUUUUAUUAUAUUAU
Molecule: messenger RNA, 3552 nt
Organism: Halteromyces radiatus
Lineage: Eukaryota; Fungi; Mucoromycota; Mucoromycetes; Mucorales; Cunninghamellaceae
Exons: 5
Coding region: 201-3413 (1070 amino acids)
Biological process (GO): regulation of DNA-templated transcription; DNA-templated transcription
Molecular function (GO): zinc ion binding; DNA-binding transcription factor activity, RNA polymerase II-specific; DNA binding
Source: RefSeq, a predicted model, not a curated record